GGGGAAAGCAUAGUGGGGGGAUUACAGAGAGGUGGGUGAGAGGGGGAUGAUGGAGGAAAAAAGGGAGGUGGGACAAGGAGACCAGCAGGUGUAAAGCCCCCUGGGGCAAGAGGACCAGCAAAGCCUUUGCAGCACAGAGUUGUUUCUGGGGCAAGUGUCCUGACGGAGCAGUGGCUGUUUUGUGGGGUCCUCUGCCUCUGUGUACGGCUUCAGCCUGCCAGCCCACAAGGCAAGAUGUUUUCUGCUCCCUGGGCCCUACCCUUGCACUUCUCCAAGCUGCCUACUGGGGACAGUGAGGACUCUGGGUGCCCUCUCAAACUCGGGGCUCUCUGUUGUGGAGUGGAGUAAGCCUGGGCUUUUCUCCUGACCGCUCAGCCUGCUAUGUUGCAGUGCACAGCACCGUGGCACAGCUCUCUGGCCCCCCAGAGCUGCUCCUGGUGUACGCAUGUCCCUCCUGCUCCUACACCUGUACUGCAGCCCUGGCCCUCAGCCAGCGUGCAUGAGAGGCGGGGAGCUGGGUGAGGUGGGAUUCAGAGAGAUGUCCUCCCCCGGCGGGCACCUGUUUAGCACAAGCAUUGAGGCAGAGGGUGCCAAGCUGGCCAUGCCGCUGUGGCUUUGGAGCUCAUGGUCACGCUGAGAGAGGGAAGUGCCUGGUGUGCCCCUGCUCAGUCAUGGAGUUUUACUUUGACUAAGACAGAGGGUCAAUAACAGAGUCACAGGUGCAGGAAUGGUGGACAGGCUCCCGCAGCUCCUCAAAGGAGCCUGCAGCCCUCUGGGCUUGGCACAGCCAUCCUCACCAGCACAGACAUCCCUGCUGGUGUAGCACAGCAGGCAGGGUGCUCCCUGGCACAUGUGCACGUGUGCGACGGGUGAGGGAGUGGGUCACUGGGCAUGAUGGCUGGAAAGGGAAGUGAAAUUGGGGCAGGCGUGGAAGCGGUGGGCAGAGACCAGUUUUGGCUGGGACUUUCACUUGCCCAGAGCCCCAUGGUGCUUGGCAGGAAGGGUUGAGAUGGUGCUGGGGCUGCUUUGGCACUGCCCUGGUGCAAGCCACCCUGCAGGGAUGCUGCCAAUAGGGAUAGAGAUGUGGCCAGGGGGCCUGGAGGGCACUGCCAUAGGUUGGCUCCUGCCCUGUGGGACAUGGGACACUGGGGAGCCAUGCCUGGGCUGCAACCCAGCAUGGGGAGCUGGCACCCACAUCCCAUCCAAGGCUUCAGGGAGUGGGGUGCCCAAAAGCCAUUGGAGAGGGGCAGGUGUAUCCAUGGACCAAGUCCUCUGCUGAGCUUAGGUGAGCUCAGUUGCCCAAUGGGGACAACUGGUACUCUGUCACCUUGAACCAGAGCAUCCCAUGGCUUUUCUCCUCCUCCCCUCCCAGCCUUGGUCCAGGACAGUGAGUGGAAGAGAUGUGACUUUUACUUGGUAAGGACAGAGAAGAGCCAACCUGCAGCACUGAAAUCCGUCACUUACCCACUUCAGAUCUUAGGCACUGGGCUUUGACAUGUGGGUACUAGUGACAGAAGGUUUCUCAUGAGCAGGAACACCUGAGACCAUUAAGGGUUUAUACAGUCCCUUUGAAGGGUAUGGGAACCAAACUUGCUUAGUGUGACCUGCAUUGUCCAUGCCCUGGACAGUCAUUGAGCAGACCCAGAUCUGAAUCCUGGAGGAACAGGAUGUGGUGCUGAGAGGCCAGGAGGGUCCUUGCCAAGAGUCUAGAUACAGGAUGGAGAGGAUGAAGAGAACUAGGUGAUGGAGGCCACACACCAGAUGGUCUUCCCAUGCAGCAAUCGCUAACAGGCUGUGUCCUGGGGGCAGUAGGAGCUUUUGAAAGGGGAAGCAUGAGUGCCUCUGUUUUUCUCUGUUUCUUUUCUGAAUUUUCCAUCCAAGACAGAUCCAUGGCCCUUGGACAAGGUCUUGUAAAGACCUGGGCAUAAGAAAACCUCCUGUAGGCACCAGAUGACAUUAAGGGGGCUUUUUGUGUUCCAUCGAGGGAGUGUUCUGGCUGGGGGACAUGUCUGGGCUGGGCGCGAUGUACAGGUGGGCUGGGGAAGGGCCAGGGCCGAGGAGAUGACACCACUGGGCUGAGGAGCCAUGCCACUGGGCACAGGGUGCUGCGUGGCUGGGACAUGUGGGAGCUAUGGGGAUUUUGGAAGCAUAUUUUGAAGGAGAGGGGUAGUCUGAGGGCGCGUUGUACAAGCAGUCAGGGGUAGGGCUUGGGCGCUCUCUCUCCUCCUCCCCAGUGAAGAUCCGCCCCAGGGUAAAGCGCAGCGAUCGCAAGCCCCAAGGGAGCCGACUACGCAGCUUGACAGACUGUGUCUCCCUCUGCUCAGGCCCCGGGGCGCUGCGAUUUCACACUCGGGCGGCCCCUUCCCUGCUGCGCCAUGCGGGAGCUGGGCUCGCGCUCCCACUCAGACAUGUCGUCGUCAGGAAAAGAUGCCUCCUCUUGCCUCUCCUCCCAGUGCUUUGACACCCUGACCAAGCUCUGCGUUGAGUGCUCCGACUUGUUGAAGGACCACACAAAGCCCACCCGUGCGGCCCCCACUUCUGCCCAGGAGCCCACCCUCCCCUCGGUGAACCUGCCCAGCACCCUCCUGAUCUUUGGGGUCCCGGCCAUGGUGGGAUUCAUCCUGGUUCUCGCCGCUCUCUGGGGCUUCCUGGCCUGCAAGGCGGGCAAGCAGAGGAGGAAGAGGAAGGCAGUGGACAAGGAGACUGAAGCAAAUGUGGAUGCUACUGGCCCCCUGUCCAGUCUGGGUUGCCAGGACACUGUCAUGCUGGAAGGAGAUGCUGCCCUGUGCCUGAAUCUCAAUGGAAGCCUGAAGAUGCCAGGGCCACCUGGGAAUGCUGGGUCAAAGCGAAGACCGUGCUGCCAGGGCGAUCCUAAUGGUGAUAUCGUCCUGCUCUCUGCCGUGUACCCCCGACAUGAGGAGUGCAACCAUGGCUUCCCACUGCCUGCCACCGAGCUGGGGGCCACAGCCCUGGUCACCACAAAAACCACCCAGAACUGCACUGGCGAGGACAGAGCCUGAGAGUGGGAGGAAUGGGACUGUAGGACUCCAGUUGCUCCCUGCAGAUGCCCAGAGACUGUCCUGGAGGUGAGCAAAGCCUUGCAUGGAUGUGAGAUGGCUGAGGACUGGGUUUUGCCUCAAGAAAUAUCAGCCUUCUAGGAUGACUGCCGUUUUCCACUUCCCCAUUUGCGUUGAGUCCCACGUUACUCCUGUAAGCACUGGAGGAAGCCAAAGCGGAUCACGCCGAGUUGUCGACAGCUGCCACGGCCGUGCUGUCAGGAGGAGGCAGAGGAGAUGCAGCCGGUGAGGACUGAGCAUGGCGGGGGCUGCCAUUGUGCCAGGACGGGUUUGCUGCUGGAUGGGCGAUUCCUGGGAACAUGGGGCUGGAACAGCAGAAACGGGGAGAAAAGGACGAUGGAUAAAGCACCAGGGAGUUACACUGAGAUCAAGUCCCACACUGCUGCCAUUAGCUCGAUUUUUGCUACUGACCUCAAUAAAAGGAGGCUUGGGGCCAUACGGAGCAAGGCGCAUCCAGCAUCUGCUCCAUUCACAGUCCUGUCCCCCCAUCUUCUGCAUGCCAUAAUAUCCAGGUCUCUCCUCCCUUUGGGCCUCUCACGCAGUGGCAGGCAUGCACUGGCGGUCAUGGGAACCCCCUCCACAGCCGGGGACCCAGGGGAUGGGAAAUUAGUCUGCCUUCACAAGCAGGGAGUGAGGGAGGGAAAAGGGGAAAAAAAAAGUCUGUCUUUGUGCUGACCUACAAUCAGUGAAGUCAGGCAGGACCAGGGGCAGGCAAUGGAGACUGCUGGUCUAGAGGAGCUCCAUGAGCUUGUCAUUACGGUUCUAAACAACUGUCACUUCAGCUCACAGUGGCUGCAGAUAUACUGUGUGUCACUUGAGAUGACAGGGCUCCCGGUGAUGGAUGUUUCCACGCUGCACAGAACCAGGCAAGGAGUGAUGCGAGUGUAGGCGAGAUGACUUAAUUUAUGUGAGUGUCUUCAAGGCUCUGCCUGUGCUCCAGACCUGGCCAGCAAUGCUGGUCCAAGGCAUCUCUGUGUAGAUGGUCUUGUUCACCCUCCCGUGAGUGGUUUUGCUGCACAGGAAGGGCUCUGCCUUGCAAACGAACUCAUUAGUGUGAGAUUGCUGUUCCCAAGUAAUUACAGCAGCCGAUCCCCCUGGCUGAACAGAUCCUGGCCAAAGGCUUGGGUGGGAAACUCUGCCAGCCCUAGAGUGGCUGGUUAGGCAAUUAGAAGUGUGAAGGAUGAAGUUCCAUCUUGGUGGCAACCUGGCAGACCUCUUCCUUCAGCAAGGUGGUCUCCUUGCCCAGGAGGCUUCAGGAACUGAGGAGCAGUGGCCAAGCAAGGUGUGGAGCACUGCUGCUAAGUACCAGUGGGCCAUUAAGGGCUACCAGCUCAUGACGGAGUCACCCACUGGUCCCUCUGAUGACUGGGAGGUGACCACUGCCCAAGCCUGAGCUCUCUCUGGGGCUGAAGGACCAGACACUGCUGUCGAAGGGUGACCCUCCCUCUUCUCUCCUGCCAUGGUGCUAGAACUGAGCUCAUGGCAUCCAUCCCAUAAAGGGAACCCCAGGAGGUGCCACAGGUGCCAAGGCCCAAAUUCCUCACCACAACUCCUCUCCGAGACCUAAUCGUGAUGGUGGAGGUGAGUCUUCACCUGACUCAAAAUGGGAGGGGUUCCCAGCUCAGCCUCGAAGCUGAGGAAGGUGGAGGGGCUGGUCCACAUGCCCAGCAACUGUACUCUGGGGCUCCAGGCACCCAUGGCUUUUUGUCAGGAGCUGUGGAGCACUGGGUUCCCAUUUAUCCACAGCAGCCAUGCUGCGCAAGCAGAAGCGUCUGUGUGGCAUGAAUCAGGCAUCUCUUCAUCCCCAUGCUCCUCACCCGGCCCUGUGAAGUGACUUCGAGCAACCUUGGUGCAUCUGGAGUAGGGAAAGGAGCUGAAGCCAGGCCAGAGCACAUUUUGGUGCUGGAAGAAGGGCUUCUUGUGGGAUGCAGAGCAACCUGCUCCACAGGAGAUGGGGAUGAGAGGGAAAGAGAACAGGACUGUCAAGCUCCUCUCUUGCUUCCCACCUGGUUACCACAGUGUCUCAGCCCUGCAGAUGAGUUGCCCACCUCGACCAGCGUGGCAAUUUGAAAAAGAAACUCAUGUACAAAUCUUGUUGAAAAAGCCCCUCUUUCUGCUCAAGUAAGGGCUUCUGCUCUCAUUUCUGCUAGAGCUUCAGCCAGGUGUCUCCUCUACCACAAGUGGCCAGCAUCUGCAAUCCGCAGAAGCAGCAUUUCAAUCCACAUUGGAUUCCUCAGCUGUCGAGUGCCCCUCUCUGUUAUGGUGUGUGGGGUGUCUUCUAUGUGUCCUGUCUGCCUCACUGCCCAUGUAGUGGGACAGUGACCCCCUCCUGCCUGGGCCUGGGGGGGAUUCACAAUCCCCUCUGUGCACACUUCUCCAUCCCUAGGUACCACACAGGGGGUUGUCCAUCUUGUCUGCAGUGAGACAAAAAAUAUGAUUGUAAAAAUGAAAUAAUAAAGUGAAUCCAUUAUGAA
This is a messenger RNA of Columba livia (rock pigeon), 5551 nucleotides long. RefSeq names its product TNF receptor superfamily member 13C (gene TNFRSF13C). Gene Ontology annotation, molecular function: signaling receptor activity. The transcript has 3 exons. Gene Ontology annotation, cellular component: external side of plasma membrane. NCBI's taxonomy places the organism in Eukaryota, Metazoa, Chordata, Aves, Columbiformes, Columbidae. Gene Ontology annotation, biological process: positive regulation of B cell proliferation; T cell costimulation; positive regulation of T cell proliferation. The coding region runs from base 2376 to 3020 and encodes 214 amino acids. The record is from RefSeq and is a predicted model, not a curated record.